Triticum turgidum subsp. durum (durum wheat) is the source of this 876-nucleotide messenger RNA. The record is from the annotation of a GenBank genome assembly. Lineage: Eukaryota; Viridiplantae; Streptophyta; Magnoliopsida; Poales; Poaceae.
AUGCCAAUCCAUACUGUCAUUACUUACAUGCAACUAACUAGGCCAUUAUUGAUUGAUGCAGCAUCUAUCCCACCUAUGCGUUACACUUACCCUACUCCCGAGGAGAAGGUCUACAUCAAGACCGCGGAAACUCUGCAGAUCGUUUCUCUCAAAAUCGUGUCGAUCAAUGAUGACUCUUUACGCUGGCCACUGCAAGUGUUUGGUAUGGUUGCCGUGCGUGAUAUCUUGGAUCACAAGCGCAACAUUAUCUUCCAGCGACAGAGGAAUAACUGCCAAAUCAUCAAUAAGAAUGAUCCGUAUCUAGCAUUGACAGGCCCAAGCCGUGCUGUUGCUGUGUCGAUGGAACCUUCGCACAUUGAGGUUUCGCUGAAAGUGAAGGGGACCACUAAAUCUGAUGAUAAAGACCUAAGCGAGCUAGUUUUGAAUUUCAGAUCUGGAUGCGUGCUUAGUGACGUUUACCCUAGCAGGAUUAGCACGAUUGAAUUUAAAUACGAUCACAUUAUGUGCGCUGUGGAGGCCACGAUCCGCAUAAAAGUCACUGGUGGGUCUUGGCCAGAUGCUUUUCGAGGUGUGUUUACUGCUUCCAGCACUAGAGCUGAUGACCUGAAAGUCAUGUUGCUUGAUUUUGGAGAUGGUGGAUUGCCUGUUGGUGCUGAUGGCAUGGUCAAGCUCUCACGCAGUGUGGUUUCCGUUGGCCUUGAGGAGAUGCUCAAAGUCUCUGCCAUGGCAUAUCCUAUUAAUGAUGAUGAAGUUGCUGACAGUACCGAGGUAGCCUUAAAACCUGAGAAGGCCGGUAUAAGUCCUGUUGUGCUGAAGGUUGGCUCAUGUAUUAUGGAAGUGAGUGUUGCCUGGUCCCUAUUCCGUCGUCGAUUCUGA